AUAAUACUGUGUACGCACUAUACACGUGUGAUUGUAACUGACGGCCGAAUAUUAGGUCUUUGUCAGAUUCGUUACACACCAGUAUUCAUUAGCGUGAUGAAUUUUUGGAGUUGGGUCAUCAAUACGGCACGUAUAAUGACUUAGCUAAUUUCAAAUGAUAGUUUUAUAAUGUAUCCUGCGAAAACAAAGUUAAUGACGUCGCGUCAUUCUAUAAAACCUCAGGACCAUUUGAAUUGACGCCAAUUAAUUACCGAUUACCGCGCAUAAUAUUAUAUAUAUAUAAAAAAAAAUGUUAAGUAACGAUAAUUAAUUCCAAUGGAGAGAGUCUGAAAAAAGAAAUGAAUAGUAAUUCUGCUUAAUAUUUAUAUAUGCGAGACAUAGUAAUGUUGGUUGGAGUCGCAAUGUGGACAGAGAUAUAAAGAUCUUCUACAGAGAUAUAAAGAUUUUGUCCUGAAUUAUCUUUGUGUGUAUCCUGCGUUUCUUUUUAGAUUAAUGUAAAGAUGUUUUCAUUCGUGUACGAUUUGUGGCCAGCGAUGGAGGAUAUUAUAGUUGAAUACAUUGAUUUGGACUUUACAUUAUGGCUAUCAUGGUUGUUAAUGCCACUCCUCAUAACAUUUUUACUUCCGCUUGUAAUUGUGCUGCUGCUGUACUUAAAUACCUUAAUAAUAUACAUCUACAAGUUACACAGAGCUAGAUUAAGAAAUGCCUAUGGUACUGCUUGGCGAGAUGCAGCUCUACAUAUGAUGGCAGCUGUCUGGGAUGGACAUGGUUGGAUUUGGCAUGGAUAUGAAAUUCAGGGCUUAGAGAAUAUUCCGCAGGACAAACCAGUAUUAUUUAUAUAUUACCAUGGAGCUAUCCCGAUCGAUAUGUAUUAUUUUAUAUCUAAAAUAUUUCUAUACAAUUCCAAACUAAUCUGUACGGUAGGGGAUCGAUUUCUUUUCAAGAUUCCUGGUUGGUCUGUAAUUGCUGAUGUUGCGAAAAUUAUACCCGGUACAAUUCAAACAUGUUCCGCUAUUUUAAAAGAGGGAAAUAUGCUCGCUAUUUCCCCGGGUGGAGUAUACGAAGCUCAGUUUGGAGAUUCCUAUUAUGAACUUAUGUGGAAGAAGAGAAUGGGCUUUGCAAAAGUUGCUUUGGACGCAAAAGUGAAUAUAAUUCCUGUAUUUACGAGAAAUGUUAGAGAAGCAUUUAGAACGGUAAGUUGGGGAAGAAGAAUAUGGUUGAAGAUAUACGCCAAGACAAAAUUUCCUUUUGCACCAAUCUAUGGUGGUUUUCCGGUAAAAUUGGUGACUUAUGUGGGCAAACCCAUUCCAUACGAUGGGAAUCUUACACCCGAAGAGUUGCAGCUAAAGGUUGCUAAUACUCUUAGAGAUCUAAUAAGGAAGCAUCAAAAAGUACCUGGUAACAUAAUGCGAGGUUUGAUAGAAAGAAUACGUAAAGUAGAAGAAUAUGAGAAUUAAUAAUAAUCUGCUUUGAUGUAUGUAAUAACUAAUCCUUUUGAAAA
This is a messenger RNA of Pogonomyrmex barbatus (red harvester ant), 1501 nucleotides long. RefSeq names its product DGAT1/2-independent enzyme synthesizing storage lipids. Gene Ontology annotation, cellular component: membrane. NCBI's taxonomy places the organism in Eukaryota, Metazoa, Arthropoda, Insecta, Hymenoptera, Formicidae. Gene Ontology annotation, molecular function: acyltransferase activity. The record is from RefSeq and is a predicted model, not a curated record.